Molecule: messenger RNA, 1218 nt
Organism: Nyctereutes procyonoides (raccoon dog)
Lineage: Eukaryota; Metazoa; Chordata; Mammalia; Carnivora; Canidae
Product: sulfotransferase 1C4
Exons: 7
Coding region: 243-1139 (298 amino acids)
Biological process (GO): sulfation
Cellular component (GO): cytoplasm
Molecular function (GO): sulfotransferase activity
Source: RefSeq, a predicted model, not a curated record
UUAAGAAAACGCCUGAGUACAAAGGCCUACAUCGCAGUUCCGUGCUUCCUGGAACUUGGGAGGGCAGAGCUGUAGCUGCUUUCUCCUUUGACUGACAGCCAUCCCCAACUGUCCAGGAAGAAUUUGCAGUCUGAAUUUUGCAUUGCCUGUGCAAUAACAGAAGUGCAGCUUUGUGCUGACUGAGCAGUAACAUUUUAUCUGGAGCACUACUCUGAUUUCUGACACUAACGGCCUUAAACAAAAUGGAGGAUUUUAAAUUUGAUGGAACAACACGCCUACCUGUCGCUUAUGUGGAGGGGAUUUUGCAACCCACACCUACCUGUGACAUCUGGGACCAGAUCUGGAAUUUCCAAGCCAAGUCUGAUGAUCUGCUUAUUGCCACCUAUCCUAAAGCAGGAACAACAUGGACUCAGGAGAUAGUGGACUUAAUACAAAAUGAAGGGGAUGCUGACAAAAGUCAAAGAGCACCUAUUCAUGAACGAAUUCCUUUCAUUGAAUGGAUAAUCCCAUCCAUUGGAUCUGGUUUGGAAAGAGCUAAUGAAAUGCCCUCACCACGGACCCUGAAAACACAUCUUCCCAUCCAUUUGCUGCCACCAUCCUUCAUAGAAAAAAACUGCAAGAUAAUCUAUGUGGCAAGAAAUCCAAAGGACAAUAUGGUGUCUUAUUACCAUUUCCAAAGAAUGAAUAAAUCUCUUCCUGCUCCAGGAACCUGGGAAGAGUAUUUUGAGAAUUUUCUGGCUGGGAAAGUAUGCUGGGGUUCUUGGUAUGACCACGUGAAAGGAUGGUGGAAAGCCAAAGACCAACACCGCAUUCUCUACCUCUUCUAUGAGGACCUGAAGAAGAAUACAAAGCAUGAAAUUCAGAAGGUGGCAGAGUUUAUUGGAAAAAACCUAGAUGAUGAAAUCCUAGAUAAAAUUGUCCACCACACUUCAUUUGAUGUUAUGAAGCAGAAUCCAAUGUCAAACUAUUCAUCAGUUCCUGCUAAAAUCAUGAACCACUCUGUGUCUCCAUUCAUGAGAAAAGGGAUAGUUGGAGACUGGAAGAAUCACUUUACCGUGGCUCAGAAUGAGAGAUUUAAUGAAGACUACAAGAAGAAAAUGGCUGAUACCAAUCUAACUUUUCACUUCCAAUUCUCAUAAAAAAGAAAACAACCAACAUUUUUUUAGUUUGUUACCUAAUUUACUGGUAAUAACCAAUAAAACUUUAUUACCCACAUGA